This is a messenger RNA of Drosophila gunungcola (fruit fly), 2739 nucleotides long. RefSeq lists its product as uncharacterized. Lineage: Eukaryota; Metazoa; Arthropoda; Insecta; Diptera; Drosophilidae. The coding region runs from base 59 to 2662 and encodes 867 amino acids. Gene Ontology annotation, molecular function: protein binding. The record is from RefSeq and is a predicted model, not a curated record. The transcript has 4 exons.
UUUGGACUUACCCUAAAGGGUAUAUAUAUAUUAAACGAAUUCCGGAGGAACCACAAACAUGUCUCGCGUUUCGAAGCGGGUCUACGAGGCCAAGACUGCCUAUCCGGAUCGCACCAAGUCCGAGGAGAAGUCCUUCACCGAGGUGAGUGUGCCGAUCAAGAAGCUGGACACGGCGCUGCUGCUGCUGAGCUCCAAGGAGGAGUGCGUCCUGCUGACCGUCUUCAGUCACAUCACGGACUUUGCCCGCCGCCAGGAUGCGAAUGUCCUGGAGCUAAGGGCCCAUCGCCUGCUGGAGCUGCUGCUGGAGAAGGAUCUGUUCAUCGACUCGCCCAACAUAAUGAUCCGCCGCUUCGCCCUGUACCUGCUCACUACUCUGCUGGACAACGUGGACAUGUCCAGCUUUGAGCCGGAGCAGACGGACCAGAUCCUGGAGCUGGCCUGCAGAUUCUACCUGAUGGAGAGCGACGAUUUCUGCAUCGAAUACUUGACCUACAUACUCAACGUGUGCCUGAGGGAUCCCCAGAUGGCCCAUGGCAUUGUGGAGGCCUCCGAUUUCCUGGACAAGUUCAAGCUGGUGUUCGUUAACUCCGAGAAUCCGGACACGGUGUUCAACUCGAUUGAGGCCCUGCACCGGAUGCUGCUGGUCCAGAGUGCCGAGCAGAUGCUGGACUUCACCACCCAGCCGGACUUUCCGGUGGAUCGGAUCAUCUGCGAGGUGACCAACGAGUUCCAGGAGAUCCGCAAGGCGGCCCUUAAGACCUUGAAGACUUUGCUGGCGGACACCGGGGAUGACAGUGUCUUCGAGCCACUGCAUCGCUGCUUCUUCGUACUGGAGCAGCUGGUGAAGGCCUUCUGCGAGAAUCCACGCGGAUCGGAGGCGGCCGAUAUCAUCGAUGUGCUGGCCACAGCCCUGCGCUCCGAGAAGAUGACCAAGCUGUUCUUCGAGCAGAACCUCUUCGACCUGGUCGUCGAGCAGGUGCGUGGCCACAUGGACCUCAUGCCGCUGGAGAUGCGCUGCACCAUCAUCUCGAUCUUCGCGGAGACGGCGCAGUACGAGCAGUUCCUGCCGCGCAUGCACAAGGCCGAGAUCACGGACAUGUUCAUAAGCUGCCUGAUGCAGAACAAGCCGGCUCCGGCCGCCUUUGUGAUCCAGGGCCUGCACCGCAUGUCCCAGUAUCCGGAGGCACUGCGUCGCAUUGUGGCCGCCUACGAGGAGGGGGCGAUCCGUAAGCUGGUCACCAUCCUCAUGUCCCCGGAGGUGGCCAUCAAGGUGCGGGAGCAGGCGGCGGAGCUAAUUGCCCGUCUGCUGGUGGCCGCCUUCCGGGACACGGCCGCCCAGUUGAAGGAGCAGGACAUAGCCGCCGUUCUCACGGCCGUCAUCACCCAGGGUCAGCCCACGCUAUCCAUAGAUCUCAUCCUCUCGCUGCUGACGAUCGUCGAGAGUCUGGCGCAGAACGAGGAGUACCGCACGAUCCUGGGAGCGUAUAGCUCCCUAACCGAACAGAUUGCCCAGCUCCUGAUGCGUUCCUAUGCCCACUCCAUCCUGGUGAACAACAUCUUCCGCUGCCUGUGCACUCUCAUCGACGAGGCUCCGGUGCGCGAGACCCUGCUGGCCAACUACAUUGUGUCCUCCAUCAAGCGAGCCCUGAAAUCCCUGUCCAAUCUCGUCAAGACCUCGGUGACCAACUUCAUUCUGCAGACCACGCGAUUCAAUGAGUUCAUAGAUGCCUACAUCGAUCGUGGUAUUUUGGAAGUAUUGUUGGAUUUCCAGAAGCAUGCCUUCUGCGUUUCCACCUGGGCACCGGCCAUCGAGAGCAUCCUGUCCAAGUGCCCCACGAUGAAGUUCGCCAUCCGCAACGGCCUCAACUUUACGGACAUCACGGCCGGCAAGGACUUUUAUGUGUCGCGCCGGAAGUUUGAGGACUUCCGCAGCUUCCAGGACAUCCUGCGCAACGAUUGUUCGCCCCUGGAUGCCGUGCUGGUGGUGAACUUCGAUCGUCCCAAACCGGAUGCCACCGAUGUGAUCGACGUGCCAUUGCGUUGUAUGCACACGGUGUCGGAUUCGCCAGGAGAUCAGAGCUGGAACUACUGCAAGCGACCCGGAGAUGUCCGCUUGCCGCAGUACUUGGAGGCCCUCAAUCAGACGCUAGCGAUCCACGGUUUGGUGGAGAAUCCCGAGCGGAUUCGUCGCUCCGUUGACUUCGACAACGUGGCUAAGCGGAGCAAGCUGAUCGCCCAGGCGGUGUUCGCCGUCAUGAAUGAUAAUCUCAAGAUUGUGGACCUCAACUCGACUGAGGAGUGCAGCCGGAAUACGGUCCGCUGUCAUCUGCAAGAUCUGCGCCAAGUGCUGCACACGAACUUCAUCCCGCUGGGCAUGGUGCGCAGUGGUUGCCAGUUCGAGCGGGCCGUCCUCUUCAAGGGCCUGGCGGACCAGAUCGGCCUCCCCUGCACCCUGCAGCGCAGUGUGGACGGCCGGAUGCUGUACAACGAGGUGCCGCUGCCCGUGGAGCCGGAGAAGGAUGUGCACUGCGACAAGAAGACGCUCAAGUUCAUGCCCUGGCGCAUGCUGCGACCCACCCACGUGGUGGACCUCAUGUACAACGUGGGUGACCUUUAUCCGAUGCAGAGUCGCCAGGCGCUGCAGUACCUCAGACUCUACUAGUUUCCAGUUUCUGAGUUAUCUCCAAAUUACCCUGUUCGACAUCUGCUGUAAGAGAUUUUAGUAAAAUAAUUUCAUCG